Pestalotiopsis fici W106-1 is the source of this 999-nucleotide messenger RNA. RefSeq lists its product as uncharacterized. Gene Ontology annotation, molecular function: 2-dehydropantoate 2-reductase activity. The transcript has 3 exons. The record is from RefSeq and is a predicted model, not a curated record. The coding region runs from base 1 to 999 and encodes 332 amino acids. NCBI's taxonomy places the organism in Eukaryota, Fungi, Ascomycota, Sordariomycetes, Amphisphaeriales, Sporocadaceae. Gene Ontology annotation, cellular component: cytoplasm. Gene Ontology annotation, biological process: pantothenate biosynthetic process.
AUGGAGCACCAGGCGAAUAUUCUCCUCAUAGGAGGCGGCGCUCUCGGCGCCAUGGCCGCCUUGAACAUGGAAACUGGCUCGAGAGCAGUCGUCACCGCGGUCCUACGAUCUAAUUUUGCGGUCGUGAACAAGAAAGGGUACGAGUUCAAGUCAUGCGAUCAUGGCGACAUACCCAGCUGGAGACCAACAACAGUCUUGCAUAGCAUACCACGGCUUGGGCCUGGCGACACACCCUACGAUUUUGUCGUUAUUACGACAAAGAACAUUAUGGAUUGUUCACCUAAUAUCGUUUCAGAAAUUGACAAAUGUGUCAGUCCAGGUUUCACAGUCAUUGUGCUUAUUCAAAAUGGACUCAACAUUGAACAACCAUAUUUUGAGAAAUUUCCAACGAAUAUCGUGCUGUCGGGCAUCAGCAUGAUUGGCGCCCAGGAGAUUUGCCCUGGAGUCAUUGAGCACACAAGUACAGACGACUUGAGCAUUGGAGCUUUUCACAACCAGCAGCUCGAUGCCAACCGCGAAAUGGAAGCCGCAAGACAAUUUGUUGCCAUCUAUGCUGCUUCAGGCCGGGCAUCAUGCAACUACACGGCCAAUACCAACUGGCAUAGAUGGAGGAAGCUUGUCUAUAAUGUAUCGUUCAACGCUCUUUCUGCUAUCACGGACCUGGAUACGGGUGCCUUGAGGCUCAGUAGUCAUCACGCCCGUAUCUUGAUAUCGAGCGCAAUGACAGAAAUCGCGGCUGCGGCUAAAGCCUCAGGCCAUGAGCUGUCAGUGGAUAUUGUCGAGACAAUGAUUGAUACCGAUCCCAUCGAAGAUCGUUUUGUUCCAAGCAUGCUUCAAGAUGUUCGCAAGAACCGACUUAUUGAGUUUGAAUACAUUCUUGGGGAGCCAUUGCGGGAGGGACAGCGCCACGGUGUUGCCAUGCCAAUUGUGACUACUCUAUAUACGCUUUGCGCAGCGAUUCAAUGGCGGAUGAAACAGAGCCAUGCAGGAACGCAAUAG